This is a messenger RNA of Hypoxylon fragiforme, 2516 nucleotides long. RefSeq names its product putative phenol 2-monooxygenase. The record is from RefSeq and is a predicted model, not a curated record. Lineage: Eukaryota; Fungi; Ascomycota; Sordariomycetes; Xylariales; Hypoxylaceae. The transcript is spliced from 7 exons. Gene Ontology annotation, molecular function: FAD binding. Bases 1 to 2049 code for a protein of 682 amino acids.
AUGGCUGAGACUGAGCAGUUACCCGAGUCAAAUGUGGACGUACUCAUCAUUGGCGCUGGCCCCGCAGGGCUAAUGGCAGCCUGUUGGAUGGCACACUGUGGUAUCAAUGCCAGGAUUGUCGAUAAAAGGAACUCCAAGAUAUUCUGUGGCCAGGCAGAUGGACUUCAAUGUCGCAGUUUUGAAAUAUUUGACAGUCUUGGCUUCGCGGAUAGAGCUUGGAAGGAAGCGAAUCAUCUGAUUGAGAUGUGCAUGUGGAAUCCAGGAGCUGAUGGCAUAAUUCGUCGUUCGGAUCGCCUUGCGGAUACUCCCGUGGGAUUUUCUCGAUAUCAGCAGUGUGUCCUCCACCAGGGACGGAUUGAGCGUUUCUUCCUCGACAACAUCAAAAAGUAUUCCAAGGAUACGAUCCACAUAGAGCGAGGUGUCCUCCCCGAGUCCCUGGAGAUUGACGAGUCCAAGGUCGACGAUGCAUCUGCUUACCCAGUUACCAUAAAGCUGCGACGUCUUACCGAGGAGGAGGCCGCGCCUGAACAACAAGCCAAUGCAAGCAAGAUCGCAGACGGGCUUUUCCGAAGCUCUCUAAUCUAUGAAGAUGAUGAAGAGGACUUGAUCCAGAAGAGCCAGGCCCGAGCGGGAACUGGUGAGGUGGUGCACGCCAAAUAUGUCAUCGGGUGCGAUGGUGCGCGUAGCUGGACCCGUCGGGCUCUAGGUUUCGAGCUACAUGGCGAAGCAACCGAUUUCAUCUGGGGUGUGUUGGACAUCAUCCCUAUCACCGACUUUCCCGACAUUCGAAUGCGAUGUGCCAUCCAUUCAGCCGAGCAUGGUAGUUUAAUGGUCAUUCCUCGCGAGAACAAAAUUGUGCGGCUGUACAUCCAGCUAAAAGAGGUGGUUCCUGAUGCUUCAGGCCGCGCCGAUAGAUCUAAAAUCACCCCUGACCUCAUCCUACACGCCGCGCAGCAGAUUAUCAGUCCAUACAAGCUUGACUACGAGUACUGUGACUGGUGGACCGCUUACCAGAUUGGUCAAAGGGUUGGUACCAAUUAUGAUGCUCACGAGCGUGUCUUUCUCGCUGGAGAUGCAGUGCAUACCCACUCCCCGAAAGCUGGCCAAGGCAUGAACGUUUCCAUGCAAGACACAUACAAUCUUGGCUGGAAGGUGGCUCUCGUCACCAAGGGCAUUGCCAAGCAGAGCAUCUUGAAAACCUACGGGAGUGAGCGUCGCCAGAUAGCCCAAGACUUAAUCACUUUCGAUCAUAAGUUUAGUAGGCUAUUCAGCGGAAGACCAGCCAAAGACCUCAUGGACGCCGAGGGUGUGAGCAUGGAGGAGUUCAAGUCGGCAUUCGUUAAAGGAAACUUGUUUGCAUCCGGCUUGAGCGUCAAUUACGGUGCUAACGAACUUAUCGCAAAGUCGGUUGACGCCGCCCAACAAACCGGUGAAGGUGAAUCAACCAUUUCGACCGCGAUGCAGAUGUCACCCGAACUCUUCGCGAAGAGACAGGCCUUGGCUGUGGGCCUCCCAGUCGGGAUGCGUUUCAACAGCGUCAAGGUUCUCAAUCAAUCGGAUGCUCGACCGUGGCACAUCCAAAAGAAGCUCAAAGCCAACGGCCGAUUCCGCGUCGUGCUAUUCGCCGGGAACAUCCUAAGCGCCGCGCAAAAGGCACGCGUUGAUAAGUUCUGCGAGGCCCUCGAUGCGCCAACCAGCUUUCUGCGCACUGCUGCCACUACUGCCGGCUCGUCGCCCGACUCUGUGAUCGAGGUGCUGACUAUCCACUCGGCCAAGAGGGAGGAAACGGACUUACUGCGAGACUUCCCUGAGGUCCUCCACCCCUUUAACCCCCACACCGGCUGGGACUACGACAAGGUGUACGUCGACGAUGCGAGCUACCACGAGGGCUUCGGCGAUGCGUAUGCAACCUACGGCAUCGACAAGGAGCGAGGGUGCGUCGUAGUGGCGAGGCCGGACCAGCACGUUAGUUGGAUUGGUGAACUGGAGGAUUUCGACGAUUUACAGAAGUAUUUUGAGGGCUGCCUUGUGCUUGGCCCGAAGCCUUGAAAGUUGCAGCGUUGAUUUUCCUCCGCAUUGCAUCUUGUAUUAGCCUACUAGGUCUAAGGGUUAGAUACCUAGAAGUUGCCUAGGCAUGUAUAAGUAACAUAACAUGUCUGUGAUAUUAGUCGCUUCUCCUUUAUUGUCAAUUGACUCAGAUUUCUUAACUAUGCUGAACUCACUUCUCAGGUAGUUAGCUUCAAGAUGAUAGCCACAAAUGUCUAUUAUAUCCUCAGAUACUGCAUCUACUAUGUUAAGACACCACAAGAGCCAGGCCCUGGUCAGUUUCAAUACACAAACUUGAAGUACCUACAGCUCAUCGUAGUUUUCGAGCUUCGCAUCCGUCUUCUGCGCACGAAUCCUCUCGUGUCUCCUAUUACCAAGAUAGAACAGGACGAACGCGAGACUCGUGAGCACGAAGCCCAAAGCCCGUUGCGGCCGCGGUGGGGUAUCGAGGGCUCUCCCCCUUGAUGAAG